GUGUGAUUUGCCUCGAGCCAUGGAAAAGUGUCGGAGGCUGACGCCCGUGCUGGGUGGUGCCAUCACGGCCGGCGGCGUUCUGCUGGCAGCAUCGGAAGUCAGGCGCUUGCCCGAACCCUGCCAGGUGGUCAAGGCGCACUUGGAUGACCCGUUGGACACGUGCUUUGAUGGGGAUUCGUUGCUGCACCAGGUUCAGAAUGGUUUGGGCUUCGUUUAUGCGCCCUGGAGCAUCCGGCUCUGGCACGGACAGGUGCCAUGGCCGUGUACGGCGGGCGAAGACGCCCGGCGUUUUCGCCGGGGCGCCAGCCGCGCUCAAAGCUCCUCCAAAUCCGGCGACGGCAACAGGGAUGUGGCAAUAGCGGGGGGCUGGUAUGCCACCCGUAGGCUGGCCGGCGGAAGCGGCGGAAGCGGCGGAAGCGGCGGAAGCGGGCGCCGGCGCUGGGUCAGGCGCCUUUCGCCCUUCUUUGCCUUCGCGGCGGUUUUUCUGCUUGGUCAGAAGUCAGCGCUGGCGAGUGGCCUGCCGGUGGUGGAGCGCUGUUUGGUGGACUUUCUGAAGGCCGUGCGGCAUUACGUGGCCUUCUCUAUCAAUGACCUGUUGAUCCUUCUCUUUUCCACCACCCUGGUGGUGCCUUUGAUGAAGCGCCUCCGCACCUCGCCGAUCAUCGGCUUCCUGCUCAUCGGUUUGAUCUUGGGCCCUGCGGGUGUCAAUGUGAUCCAGCAUGUGGAUGUGAGCCACCGAAUCGCAGAUUUCGGGAUCAUCUUCUUCCUCUUCGAGACCGGCUUGGAGCUGUCGGUGAAGAAGGUCAUCUCCAUGCGGGCAGAUGUCUUCGGCCUGGGCAUGGCCCAGUUCUUUAUCACGGGUGGGUUGAUCGCCUUCCUGUCGUCCUUCCUGCUGCCCCAGCUGAACCCCGGGGCCCUGGUGCUCCUGGGGGGCGGCAUGGCGCUCUCCUCCUCGGCCUUCGCCCUGCAGCUGCUGAGGGACAAGAAGCAGCUGGGCACGCGCUUCGGGCGGGCGUCCUUGGGCGUGCUGCUCUUCCAGGAUUUGGCGGUGGUGCCGCUGCUUGUGCUCGCGCCGCUUCUCAGCGACCCGGCGGCCUCCACCUCCCUCUCUGCGGCUUUGGCCGAGGCCUUUGGCAAGGCCAUGAUGGCGCUGGGCAUCAUCGUGGGCACUGGGCACUUCCUGCUGCGGCCGCUGCUGACCUUUGUGAAGCGCUCCGACUCCUCGGAGGCGUUCCUGGCGAUGACGCUGGGCACCGUGCUACUCUCCUCGAGCCUGACCCAGGCCUUUGGCUUGUCGGAGACCCUUGGGGCCUUUGUGGGUGGUGUGCUGGUGGCGGAGACGGACUACAAGCACCAGAUCGAGGAGAUCGUAGCCACAAGACGCUACUUGAAGUUCGAGAACCACCCCUUGAACUACUAUGUGGUGCAGGUCGAGGCGGCCAUCAAGGACCCCAGCGCCGGAGACGCCAACGAUCUCUUGGAGCAUCUGGAGAAGGAGUUGGAGGCGGAGGAGGAGGCGCUGGCCAGGGCCUUCAAGCUCUUCGACAACCAGAAGCAGAACAAGCUCGGGAAGGACGACCUUAAGAACAUGCAUCGCUAUUUGGGCUUCCCCGCGGAGGAUGCAGACAUCAACAAGCUGAUGGUGAUGAUAGAUACGGACAAGAGCAACACCAUCUCCUUCGAUGAGUUCCAGGAGUAUGUCGGCAAGAUGGGCGGCAGCCAGAAGCUCUUCGAGGAGCGGCAAAAGCGGAUCAAGGCGAAGCUGGGCUACGACCUCAGCGCGGCCGAGUCCACUGAACUGGCGUCCGCGCAGCUGGACCUGGCAGGCAUCGACAAGGAGGCCCAGGCAUACUGGAAGAUGGUGGUGCACCCGUCAGAGUUUGCGGAGGCGGCGAAGCUGGUGAGCUGCCAGUGCCGCGCUGUGAAGCACAUCCGCAUGCUGGCGAAGAGGAACCACCAGGAGGCGCUGCCGAAGCUGCAGCAGCGGAUCACCCGCUUGGGAUUUAAGGAGGACGACCUCUGGCUCACCCUGGCCUGGAUCCGGGAGCUGGCGCCGGUCAUCGUCCAUGUCAACCUGGACAAGAUGCUGCCCUUCAUGGAGAAGGACACGCACUACAGGAACCAGUUCGAGACGCAAACCUCUGGAGGCCUCCUGAAGCCCGCCACCCGCGAGAAGUGGGAGCGCGACCUCUUCGGGGGCUGCUAUGAUGGCGCCACGGGCUUCCACCGGCCGAAGUAUGGGGUGCAGAAUGUGAUGAACGACCCGCGGGGCGUGGUGAAGUGCAAGCAGUACGGGGACUCCUUCCUCGUCCUGAAGGACGCGCGUUUGCGGUGCACGUUCUCACCAGAGGAUUCUGCAAACCUGAAGGCCGACAAGCUGGCGGUGCUGGACUUUUAUGGCCACGUGCUGGCCUUGUACGACGACGCGGAGCUGCGGGAAACAAUCAAGGUGGCCACCAGCACGGAGAGUGCGCUGCUCGGGGAUUCCGAGAAGGUGGGGAACAUGAAGUACAAGGAGGCCCAGGUGCACGGGGAGGUGGACCUGCGGCGCCACGUGGAGCGCUUGGUGGCCCACACCCGGCACCGGGACAAGGGCGAGGGGGAUCGGAUCAAGGCCGUGUGCAAAGCCAAGGGCUUCCAAUUCUCUUGGAUGGAUGAGGAGCAGGAGCGCAUGCGCAUGGAGUCCGCCGGCAUGUUGGGUGGCAAGGCGUGGCAGGAGCGGCUGCAGCAUCUGCAGGAAGACUGCGGGGAGCUGGAGGUCCCGCCGGGCUACUGCCGCGUGGGCUGCGGGCGCCGCGUGGCGCCCGGGGUCACUCGCGCGGGCCGGCCCUUCGCCACCUGCUGCCGCGGCUGCAUCAUGGGCUUCGGCCACGACAGCCGCUGUGGGCACAUUGAUGCCUCGAAGGUGGGCCCGGGCCUGUGCAAGAACGGCUGCGGGCUGAAGGUGGCGCCGGGCUCCGACUCCAAGGGCCGGCCCCUGACCACCUGCUGCCGGGGCUGUGCGCUGGGCUUGGCGCACGACCGGAACUGCGGGCGGCUGGCCGCGCCGGUGGAGGAGGGCAUGUGCAAGAUGGGCUGCGGCCGCAAGGUAGCACCCGGCACUACCCGCAGCGGCAAGUCCUACGACACUUGCUGCCGCGACUGUGCGCAGUACGGGGGCUCCAGCCAUUCCUCCAACUGCAUCGCGCCGCUCGCCGCGGUUCGGCUGUCCAACAGCUCCGCGCGUCUUCCUGGCUUUGCGGACCAGCGAACGCCGCGCGAGUUCAGACACGCGGACCGCAUCGAGCGCGGGUCCUUCUCGACUCGCGGAGCAAGUGCUGGCAGCCUUGCGGCGCGAGCUUGGGGCUACAGGGCCGCACAUCGAUACGGACAGGCUGACAUUGCGCCCUUCCGGGGCAUGCUGCUGGGGCUUUUCUUUGUCACCGUUGGCUUCUCCUUCGACGUGACCUUAUUGACUCAUCACUGGGUCACGGUGCUGCCCCUUGUGGCCCUGAUCCUGUUGAUCAAGGCACUUGUAGUGGUGCUGCUGGGUGUGUCCCGUGGUCUCUCGGGCGCCUCUGCAGUGCAGGCCUCGGCUUUGCUGGCGCCCGGCGGGGAGUUCGCGCUGGUGCUCUUCCGUCUGGCGGAGCAGGUGGGCAUCAUGCCAACUUCUGUGGUGCGCGUCCUCGUCACCAGCUCCGUGCUCUCUAUGGCGGUGAUGCCGCUGCUGGCGGCCGGCGCCGACGCCUUCGCGCGCAGGAUGCGCGAGAGAAGAGGGCUCGAUAACCUCCAGGGGCUGGACGAGCGCGCGGCCGCAGAUGUGCUGCAGGUCACCCGAGGCAGCGAUGGCUUUGUGGUGAUCUGCGGUUAUAAUAUGAUCGGCCGCACCAUCUGCAACCUGAUGGACAGCGAGGAGGCGCAGUACAUCGUCUUUGAGGACGACGUGGCGGUGGCGCGGCAGGCGCGGCGGCCCAGCUCGAGUCGAGAUCCGAAGCCCCGGGGGCCCCGGCGAAGACUGGCGAAGUCGACGCGGCCGCGAAGACUGUUCGGUCGGGCCAGCCUGCUGGCCACCAAACGCGGCGCAGUAAUCGCGAACGGCACAUUGCUGCACAAAGCCUCGAAGCACAGCAAAGACAAUCACCAAGUGACGCGCAUCACGCCAACUCCUGACGGGGUCCACGGAAUACCGCUGGUGACCCGCGCUGCGAGCAUCAUGUGGCUGGCCAAAGUGCUUGUCCUUUGCGCCGGCAUGGCCGGCACCGGUGCCAUGUCGCCUCUACACUGCGCCAAUGCGAUCCGCUCAGAUCUCAUUGGCAGUCCGGAUGGUCCGCCCAAGGUGACUCAUGACAACUUUGAUCCCAAAUGCUUGCCAGACUCGAUCAGGAACUAUUCAGACCUCGGCAGGGUGGGCCAGGCGCCCCCCAACAUCUACCUCCAGUGGAUGUUGGCGCAGACCUGCGGCGUCCACGUGGCCGACUUCGCCUCGGAGUUCGCCCCGCUGCCGGAGAUCAUCUCCCACGGACUGCGGAGCGUCUUCAUGAUCUGGUGCGUCUACGUGAUCGGCAACUUCCUCGCAGUGGGGGCCAUGAGCGUCUUCCAAAUUGCCCCCAGGGGCAAGCGCUGCUGCGGCCUCUUCCGUCAGCAGAGCUACGACUACAAGCGUGUCGUGGGCCCUUUGUACUACCUCCUGAUGCUGCUGGCCAUCCUCCUUUCCGUCGCCCUGGUGGUGCGCUUCUUCUGGGAGAUUCACUCCUUUCGCAAGCUCAUCGCCCAGAAGAGCCAGGCGACAGGCAAGUGGCCUGUGGCUGGUGGCGGUUUCGUAGAGCUGCCGGCGGGAUCUCGGAGCUGCGCUCAUGUGCUGGAGCUGCGGUGGGUGGGCUACCGCCACUGCUUCGAGCUGCUGUUGCUCAUGGCAUUCACCAGCGUGGACCUCGUGGUUGUUCUCAUCGAGAUUGCCUGGACUCUGAUGAUCGAGUUCUGCGCCAGCUGCCGGUGUUUCUUUUGCAGUCUUUGGAAGGGCUGCUGCGGCAUCUGCGGCUGGCUCUGCUGCAACUGCUGCGCCUCCGCCUGCUGCGCCAUGCCUCUGGUCCUGGUGGUGCUCUACCUGGUCUUCGGCCUCGUAGCUGCCGGGGUCUGCGGUGUGCUGCUGCUGUUCGGGCUGGGCACCCUGCUGCUUGGGGUGACCAUGGCGGUGCGGUACCUGCUCAUCGCGGUGAGCGGCUGCUUCUGCAAGGCGUUGCGGCCUACCUCAUGGCUGGACAUGGCCAUGCUGCUCUAUCCCUUCCCCCCAGGCUCGCCGUACUUUGCCACCGCGAAGGCGGUGAGGAACCCUUUGAACGAUCAGGAGAGGCAAGAGGAUUUCAAGCUGCAGGAGGAAGCGACGUAUGGUGGCCACUUCGAUGCCGAGGAGGGCCCGGUGAUGUCGGACUACGUGGUCUGGGAGCGGCACCUGGGUGUGCCACAGACCUGGCUGGCCUAUGCCUUCCCGGCUUGGUGGAGCAUGGUGGUGGCGCCUGCGGCGCUUCUGGUUCUGGCGGUGGCGGCCCUACUGAGUAGCAACGAGAUCUUGCUGGCUAAGUCCAUGGCUGGGUCAGACCUCAGCUGGAUGGAUGAUGCUGGCCCCCUCUCGGUGUGGCCCUACCACUGGGCCGUGAUCAAGGCGAUCUUCGCAGGCCUCACGGACGGCUUCCACGGGGUCUUUGUGGAGGUGCCGGUGAAUCUAUUCACAGCACCGAUGAGCAGUCUUCAACAUGUUUGGGGCAUCGCGGACGAUGGCAGGGACGUCUCGAGCUUGUUUGGAGGGCAGCGCUUCGGCACUUUCCGGGCCACCGUUUUGUCGCUCCGGCUGAUCCUCACUACGCUCUUCGCCUGCCUCCGCCUCACCGCGGUGAUCGCGCGGAUGCCGGACUCAGACUCGUCGGAGGAGGAGAGCUACGAGGAGGAGGAGGAUUGA
This is a messenger RNA of Effrenium voratum, 5932 nucleotides long. The record is from the annotation of a GenBank genome assembly. Lineage: Eukaryota; Dinophyceae; Suessiales; Symbiodiniaceae.